UGUCCCACAUGGUUUUACAGCAAGCAGGUUGGCGUCUGAAGCAGAGCAAAGCGGCAGCAUGCGUGGCAAAGCGAAAAGUAAAACAACCGACAGAUUGAAAAGACCGGCCCCGAAGGAAGAAGCUGUUCAACAAAUUGAACAGCUCCCUCUGUUCAGUGACGAGGCUGGUCCUGAUGGGAGUGAUGAAGAUGACGAGGACCUGACAGACAGUGAGGAGAGCAUCUACUCUGGCCUGGAGGACUCUGGAAGUGACAGCGAGGAUGACGACGAGGAGGAAGAGGCAGAAAUGAACUCUAGUGCUGAAGAAGUGAAGAGUGGUAUUGAAACAGCACCACAGGGACAAGAUGCUACAGGGAAGCUGAGCAAACUGCAGUCGAAGAGGCAGAAGUCCACCCCAGUAAAGGUGGUGAAAGGAGAGCUGGAGAAGCAGCCGGGCAGUGCUGCACUGGGAGAUGAGUAUGAGCAGGACUCUUCAGACGAGGAGGAUAUCCGUAACACCGUUGGUAAUAUCCCUAUGGAGUGGUACAAGGAUUACCCUCACAUUGGAUACGACCUGGAUGGAAAGAAGAUCUUCAAGCCGAUUAGAAAUAAGGAUGAACUGGAUGAGUUUCUGGAGAAGAUGGACAACCCUGAUUACUGGCGCACGGUUCAUGAUAAGAUGACGGGCUCUGAUAUCAGACUGACUGACGAGCAGAUCGACCUUGUGCAUCGUCUCCAGAAGGGACAGUUCGGAGAUGUUGGCUUCAACCAGUAUGAGCCUUCUAUCGAUUUCUUCUCUCAUGAGACCAUGAUCCACCCAGUGACCAACCGUCCAGAGCACAAGCGCAGCUUCAUCCCCUCGCUGAUUGAGAAGGAGAAGGUCUCCAGACUGGUCCAUGCAAUAAAGAUGGGCUGGAUCAAGCCUCGCAAGCCCAAGGACAGCAUGCCACAGUACUACGAUCUCUGGGCGAAGGAGGACCCCAAUUCUAUACUGGGAAGACACAAGAUGCAUGUUCCAGCCCCGAAGCUGAAGCUGCCGGGACACGAGGAGUCCUACAAUCCUCCCCCGGAAUACCUUCUUACUGAGGAGGAAAAACUGGCAUGGGAGCAGCAGGAGGCCGAGGAGAGGAAGCUGAACUUCAUCCCGCAGAAGUUCUCCUGCCUGCGCGCCGUGCCUGCGUUCCAGCGCUUCAUCCAUGAGAGAUUCGAGCGCUGCCUGGACCUCUACCUCUGCCCCCGGCAGCGCAAGAUGAGGGUAAAUGUAGAUCCAGAGGAUCUGAUCCCAAAACUGCCAAAACCAAAAGAUCUUCAGCCGUUCCCCACCACGCAGUCACUGGUCUACCGCGGACACACUAAUUUGGUGCGCUGCAUUAGCCUGUCCCCUUGCGGGCAGUGGCUGGCCUCGGGCUCUGACGACUGCACCGUGCGCUUCUGGGAGGUGAGCUCGGCACGCUGUAUGAAGACAGUGGAAGUGGAAGGAGCUGUAAAGAGCAUCGCCUGGAACCCUAACCCAGCUCUGUCUCUCGUUGCUGCCUCGCUGGAGCAGUCUGUGGUCGUGCUGAACCCUGGUCUGGGGGAUGUCCUGGUGUCCAGCGUCACAGAGCAGCUCAUCUCCUCGUAUGUGGAGCCGGAGGAGGAGAAGACUCAGGCAGUGCAGUGGGUCGUCCCUGAGACAGAGGCCUCGGAGAAGGGACUCCGGCUCAUCAUCAGACAUCCAAAGUCUGUGAAGCAGGUGACCUGGCACGGGAAGGGGGAUUACCUGGCCAGUGUUAUGCCAGACAACGGCAACACACAGGUGCUGAUCCACCAGCUGAGCAAGCGCCGCAGUCAGAACCCCUUCCGCAAGAACAAGGGACUGGUGCAGUGCGUGGCCUUCCACCCCAGCCGGCCCGCCUUCUUCGUGGCCACACAGCGCUACAUUCGCGUCUACAACCUCAUCAAGCAGGAGCUCACCAAGAAGCUGCUGGCCAACUGCAAGUGGGUUUCCAGCAUGGCGGUCCACCCUGGAGGUGACAAUGUGAUCUGUGGGAGCUAUGACAGCAGACUGACCUGGUUUGAUCUGGAUCUCUCUACAAAACCUUAUAAAGUCCUCCGACACCACAAGAAGGCACUCCGAGGAGUCGCUUUCCACAAGAGCUACCCUCUGUUUGCCUCUGCCUCUGAUGAUGGCAGUGUCAUCGUCUGCCACGGCAUGGUCUACAAUGACCUGCUGCAGAACCCUCUGAUUGUCCCUGUGAAGGUUCUGAAGGGUCAUGAGGUCACAAGGGAUCUGGGAGUCCUGGACGUAGCGUUCCACCCCACCCAGCCCUGGGUGUUCUCCUCCGGCGCCGACUCCACAAUCCGGCUGUUCACCUGAACGGGGGGGUGGGGGUAGAAUACCUGUGUCUUGCAGGGGUUCUGCGGUAGAAUACCUGCGUCUUGCAGGGGUUCUGCGGUAGAAUACCUGCGUCUUGCAGGGGUUCUGCGGUAGAAUACCUGCGUCUUGCAGGGGUUCUGCGGUAGAAUACCUGCGUCUUGCAGGGGUUCUGCGGUAGAAUACCUGCGUCUUGCAGGGGUUCUGCGGUAGAAUACCUGCGUCUUGCAGGGGUUCUGCGGUAGAAUACCUGCGUCUUGCAGGGGUUCUGCGGUAGAAUACCUGCGUCUUGCAGGGGUUCUGCGGUAGAAUACCUGCGUCUUGCAGGGGUUCUGCGGUAGAAUACCUGCGUCUUGCAGGGGUUCUGGGGUAGAAUACCUGUGUCAUGCAAGAAUAAUGUACCGUUCAAUGGAUGGUUCAUUAAUAAGAAAUGAUUAAAGAUAAAAUAUUUAAGACCAUAGUCCACCAGAGAAACCAAUGUUCUGUAACUUGAAAUAUGUAGAUGCAUUGUUUUAUUAAAUCGUAUCCUUAUUGCUCUUUUCUAUUUUUUGUUUGUUUUAUUUUUUGUGGUGGUAUGCAAAUUAAAAUAACUGGUAACAGUGAUGCAAAUGAUGGUGUUGAUUUUUCUAAAAUGUUGUGCUACUAUAACAUGUACUUUCUUCAGGCGAGUUCUUGUGUUUUUAUUACCAGCUGCUACAACAUCGCAACUAUUAGUGCUUGAAGGUUUUAGCAGUGAAAUAUACUUGAUGCAUUCUGCAGUAUUCAUCUGUUAACACCAGCAGUGCCCCAAGACUAGUGGCAGAAAAUGUGUUUUAUCCUUAUUAUGCUAAAAAAGCAUGUGUAUUGCCCUGCAUGUAUGUGUACUACCUGCAUGUGUGAGCAGUCCCUGCGUGUGUGUGUGUGAAAUACCCUGCAUGUGUGAGCACUCACUGGCUAUGUGUGAGCACUCCCUGCAUGUGUGAGCACUCCCUGGCUGUGUGUGUAUUACCCAGCAUGUGUGAGCACUCCCUACGUGUGUGUGUGAUACCCUGCAUGUGUGAGC
Polyodon spathula (Mississippi paddlefish) is the source of this 3374-nucleotide messenger RNA. RefSeq names its product ribosome biogenesis protein bop1-like. NCBI's taxonomy places the organism in Eukaryota, Metazoa, Chordata, Actinopteri, Acipenseriformes, Polyodontidae. The record is from RefSeq and is a predicted model, not a curated record. The transcript has 16 exons. Gene Ontology annotation, molecular function: protein binding; ribonucleoprotein complex binding. Bases 59 to 2335 code for a protein of 758 amino acids. Gene Ontology annotation, cellular component: PeBoW complex; preribosome, large subunit precursor. Gene Ontology annotation, biological process: maturation of LSU-rRNA from tricistronic rRNA transcript (SSU-rRNA, 5.8S rRNA, LSU-rRNA); ribosome biogenesis.